Molecule: messenger RNA, 2852 nt
Organism: Triplophysa rosa
Lineage: Eukaryota; Metazoa; Chordata; Actinopteri; Cypriniformes; Nemacheilidae
Product: tripartite motif-containing protein 16-like
Exons: 7
Coding region: 643-2148 (501 amino acids)
Molecular function (GO): protein binding; zinc ion binding
Source: RefSeq, a predicted model, not a curated record
UUUUUUAUAUUUUUUUCUGUUAUAUUGUUAACCAUAAGACAAAAACCUUUAAUCUCAAAACAAACACGUGCACAGAGUGAUACAGCACUAUAUGUCAGGGGCUCACAGCGCCACACAGUGACACAGAAGUCACAUUACAGCUUCUUUUUAGUUGGUGGAGUCAUUAUUAGUUCUUCACACUUUCACUGUUAAAAUCGCUGUUCAUCAAAUAAACAUAAAAAAUAUAUAGUCUAAUUUGAAUACAGCUCUAGAACCGGUUUCUUUUAUUUAGAAAGCGCUCGUGCUGUAAGUUCACAAAUGAGCCAAGAAACACUAACAAACAUUUAUUUUUACAUAUAUGAACGUGUAUUAAAAACUUGAAUUCACGCUUAUUUAGUACAUAUACUUUUUUCAAUGAGGGAAAACUUCGUCCUGUAAAUGUGGGUUCGGUGUGGUGAAGCGCCUGACAAUGUAUGACGUCAUUCUAGCCGUGCCUUCAUUCGCAGACGUCGACCAAUGAAAGCGAAAGAAUGAUUUCAUUCAUGUUCAAGUGUUCAACACGGUUGUGUGUUUGUCGCAUGUAACGUGUGUCGUUCGUUCACGUCAGUGUGUCUGGAUCUUCUGAAGGAUCCAGUGACUGUUCCCUGUGGACACACUUACUGCAUGAGAUGUAUCACAGACUGCUGGGAUCAUGAGGAUCAGACGGGAAUCUACAGAUGUCCUCAGUGCAGACAGACCUUCAGUCCGCGGCCGGUCUUAGGGAAGAACGUGAUGGUUGCUGAGAUGAUGGAGAAACUGAAGACAGCGAGAAUCCAAGUGACUUCAGAUGUGGAGUGUGACGUCUGUACUGAGAGAAAACACAAAGCCGUCAAAUCCUGUCUGCUGUGUCUCAACUCUUACUGUCAAACUCAUCUUGAGCAACAUGAGAAUCUCUUCAGAGGCAGAAGACACAGCCUGAUAGAUCCCACCGGACGACUGCAGGAGAUGAACUGCUCUCAGCACCAUAAAAUGAUGGAGAUUUACUGUAACCGCUGUCAGAGAUGUAUCUGUGUGUUGUGUUUGAUGCAUGAACACAGAGAUCACGACACUGCGUCAAUUUCAGCAGCAAACACAGAGAAACAGAGUCAGUUGGGAGAAACACAAAAUAAACUCCAGCAGAAGAUCCAGGAGAAAGAGAGAGAUCUUCAGAAGCUCAGAGACACUGUGACGUCUCAUAAGCGGUGUGCACAGACAGCAGUGGAGGACUGUGAGAUGACGUUCACUGAACUGAUGUCUGAGGUGACGCAGCUGAUCAGAGAUCAGGAGACGGCUGCAGUGAGUCGAGCUGAAGGACGUGUGGAGCGACUCAAGCAGGAGAUUGAAGAUCUGAAGAGAAGAAACACUGAGCUGGAGAAGCUUUCACAAACACAAGAUCACAUCCAGUUUCUCCAGAGUUUCCAGUGUCUCUCUGUCUCUGGAUCAGCAGAAAACAUCAGCAUCACUUCUGACGUCUCUUUUGAUGAUGAUGUUGUGAAAUCUGUGUCUCAAUUCAGAGAGAAACUGCAGCGUUUCUGCAGAGAAGAGAUCCGCAAGAUUUCUGUGACAAGCAUCCAGGUGCCUGAACCCAGAAGCAGGAGGGAAUUUCUACAAUAUUUCCGUCCGUUCACACUGGAUCCAAACACAGUGAAUCACAGACUCACUCUGUCUGAAGGGAACCAAGUGGCUACAUACAUUCUCCCAGCCCUGCAGUAUCCGGAUCAUCCAGACAGAUUUGACGAUUGGUCUGAGGUCAUGUGUAGAGACGGUGUGAGUGGACGCUGUUACUGGGAGGUGGAGUGGACUGGGAGGGGACGGUUGGGUGUUGAUGUAGCGGUGGCUUAUAGGAGCAUGGGUAGGAAGGGAGUCGGUCUGGAGUGUGCAGCCGGACGCAACGAUCAGUCCUGGAGUUUGUUCUGUUGUCCAAAUCAUUAUUCAUUCAUUCAUAAUAACUCCGAGAUGAUUGUUCCUCUUGACCCGAGCAGUUCUCGAGUAGGAGUGUAUGUGGAUCACAGUGCAGGACUUCUGUCCUUCUACAGCGUCUCAAACGACACGACGAGUCUCAUCCACAGAGUUCACACCACAUUCACUCAACCCCUCUGUCCUAUGUUUGGACUGGACGAACACUCGGCAUUCAGACUCGCUCAUCUAUAAAUGAUAAGCAUGGUAAAUUAAUAUUCCAUCGCAGUUUAUUCUCUCAUUAAAGCAUCUAGGAAUGUCAGGUGUAGUAAUUAAACUCUGAUAAAUCAUCGCUUAUAGAGUUCCCUUUACGCCGGAUGCAAUGAGCCUCAUUUAUAAAGGUGUGUACGCACAGGUUUGCUCGUAAAGCGUGCGUACGCAAAAAUCCCACGGUUUUUACAUUCCAUUGGACUCUGUAUAUAAAACCCUUUUUGUGUUCGAAAAAUAGUCCAAAAUGUACACAACGUAAAGAACAAAAAACAUAAUGUAAAUAAGUUGUCAGAGAAUCAGAAUAUGUGAAUAACUCAAUUUUGACUGAAAUGUCAGAUUGAAGCUUAGACAAAAAUACCAAUGUGUGUGAUUUAUGAAAAUCAUAUUCAUUCAUUUUUUAUGUACAUCAUCAACCAGUGUAAAAGGUGCAUGAUUGUUUUUCAUGACUUGUUGUCUGUUUAAUUGCUGUACUGUAUACAUGAAACACGUGACAUUAUGGCCAAUAUAAACACGUUAAGAUUCAGUAUUGUGUCAGCUUGAUUUCUGUCAUCAGCUCAGUUUACGAGAAUAAAAACUGCUGUCAGAUCUGAUCCAACCACAUUCUUCUGUUGCUCAAGAACUCUUUCAGAAAGUUCAAUGAUUUAUUCUCUUCCACAUCACAGCUUCACAUAUUUCACAUGACUGAACUG